AUGUUAGAGGGGCCGGAGAUUUCUCCCCCUGGAAAUUUUGAAAUUCUGGCUGGCAUAGUGGCUCUGUGGUCUUUGGCUAUUCUGGCCUUUGCGUUUUUUGUCAUCUGCCGACCCCUAAAGAAUGUGCGCCUCGGGGUCAAGCAUGCUGGUCUGGGGCUCCUGUUCGUCUGGACCUUCUCAUUCAUCUGGACCAUCCCGCCGGUGCUAGGCUGGAACAGCUACACGGUCAGCAAGAUUGGAACCACCUGUGAACCCAACUGGUACUCCACGGAAUACUCAGACCACACGUACAUUAUCACCUUCUUCACAACCUGUUUCAUCCUGCCCCUGGGACUAAUCAUCGGCUCUUAUGGCAAACUCAUGCAGAAGCUCCGAAAGGUGUCCAACACCCAUGGGACACUGGGCCACACCAGGAAGCCCACCCGGGAGGUGGCACGCAUGGUCAUCGUCAUGAUUGCCGCGUACUUGAUCAGCUGGACACCCUACGCGGCAUUCUCCAUCACAGUCACCGGCUGCCCCACCAUCUACAUCGACCCCAGGCUGUCCGCGGCACCCGCUUUCUUUGCCAAGACCACCGCCGUCUACAACCCCAUCAUCUAUGUGUUCAUGAACAAGCAGAGCCACCGCCACCAGGGUCACAGGGUCAGCGGAUUCUCAGAACUUAAAGCGGUGAGAUAA
This is a messenger RNA of Alosa alosa (allis shad), 678 nucleotides long. RefSeq names its product vertebrate ancient opsin-like. Gene Ontology annotation, molecular function: G protein-coupled receptor activity. Gene Ontology annotation, cellular component: membrane; photoreceptor outer segment. Gene Ontology annotation, biological process: G protein-coupled receptor signaling pathway. Lineage: Eukaryota; Metazoa; Chordata; Actinopteri; Clupeiformes; Clupeidae. The record is from RefSeq and is a predicted model, not a curated record.